Rhipicephalus sanguineus (brown dog tick) is the source of this 1211-nucleotide messenger RNA. RefSeq lists its product as uncharacterized. The record is from RefSeq and is a predicted model, not a curated record. Lineage: Eukaryota; Metazoa; Arthropoda; Arachnida; Ixodida; Ixodidae. Gene Ontology annotation, biological process: proteolysis. The transcript has 2 exons. The coding region runs from base 170 to 658 and encodes 162 amino acids. Gene Ontology annotation, molecular function: metalloendopeptidase activity.
CAUCAAGGUUCUUCUAGCGGAAAGUGUGGUGCUUUCUGCAUUGCGACAGGACAAUUUACUUAUGCGUGUGAAACCAUUUUUCUCUUUAUAUAGUGUCCGCUGAUACCAAAUUGUUCCUCUGCUUGGCUGAGUACAGGCCCAGUACGUUGCGGAGCGCAAGACCCUGCUCAUGCCCCUGGGGCUGUUGGGUCUCCUGCUGAACGCGUCGUCAAUAAUCGAACCGGUGCUGGUGCCCGCCCUUGGCCGGGAGGUGAUGCGCGUUCUCAUGCCCACAAGCCGAGGUCCCUACGCGUGGCGCUCGCGCAACGAGCAGCACCUACGAGCCCUCGUGGACUGCGUUGCCUCGGGUCUUGACACCGACGACGUGGAAGAGGCCCUCGCCGCUCGGACCACUCUCGAGUCGGCCCUACUGGAGCCCCUCAUGGUGCUCUACAAGCGUCGGCUGCAAGAAGAGCUCGGCCGGGGGGUGCGCCUGCACAGCGAUUACGGCAACGCCGAGCUCUUCUUCGUACUCUGGGCGCUGAACCACUGCGGCCAGCGCGACGCCGAGACGAUCGUCAACGGCGCUCUGAGAAACUCGGGGCUGUUCGCCAGGGCGUUCCAAUGUUCCGUGAACCAGGCGAUGUGGUCCGGCAGCCGGUGUUCCUUCUGGCACUAGAGGACGACCCUCCCCCCCCCCCUUCUCAUUAGUUUUAAAAAUGUUUUAGCGUUUUUGUUGUCUGGGGGGCGAGGGAAUUUCGUUAGCCAGAAUGCGACCUUCGCUCAGUUAGCUAUACGUGGUAUGACGAGUACUUAUGCGAUCGCGAUACAAAUAUAAGAUUACUGAACUUCACGUUCGUUUUGAUUGUGAUCACGACCAGGGCCAUGCUGCUAAGAACCAGUGCUAUGUAGUGCGUUACGUGAUGAUUCGUGCGAAAUAUUUCGUAUGUAUAUACUAUAUAAGAUUAUUGAACUUAAUGUUCAUUUUAAAUAUUGUGAUUUACUGUGAUCACCAUCAGGGUCACCCUCCUCUCUAAGAACCAGUGCUAUGUAGAUCAUUACGUGAAGAAUGGCGCAAAAUGUUUCGUAUGUAUAUAUGAACGUGUUUAUAUAAACGUAUCGCCCGUAUAAUGCAUGUUCGUAAAUAAAUUUAUUUCAAAAACCACACUUGCAGGUGUAACUAACGUUGCAGUUCACUGUCCGGUACUGUUAUUUCAUUGCAAUAAAUGAUU